Molecule: messenger RNA, 2923 nt
Organism: Xiphias gladius (swordfish)
Lineage: Eukaryota; Metazoa; Chordata; Actinopteri; Istiophoriformes; Xiphiidae
Gene: ccn2b
Product: cellular communication network factor 2b
Exons: 5
Coding region: 1-1086 (361 amino acids)
Biological process (GO): cell adhesion; signal transduction
Cellular component (GO): extracellular matrix; extracellular region
Molecular function (GO): heparin binding; integrin binding
Source: RefSeq, a predicted model, not a curated record
AUGUCUGUGGAAACUUCAGCCACAUUCUCUCUUCUCCUGAUCAUUAUCUCAUUGACAGUGGCCCAGGACUGCUCCCAGCCCUGUACCUGCCCUACAGAGCCCCCACUCUGCCCGUUGGGGACCAGUCUGGUCCUGGAUGACUGUGGCUGCUGUAAGGUGUGUGCCAGGCAGCUGGGGGAGCCCUGCUCCCUGCUGGAGCCCUGCGACCAUCACAAGGAACUCUACUGUGACUAUGCUCUGCUGAGUGACACUGAGAUUGGCAUCUGCAUGGCUCAGGAGGGUCAGACAUGCGACCUGGGGGGUGUGAUCUACCGCAGCGGGGAGUCCUUCCAGCCCAGCUGUAAGCACAACUGUGUGUGUAUGAACGGAGAGAUUGGCUGUGUGCCAAUGUGUGCCAGUGACAUCCGGCAGCCCUCCUUUGACUGCCCGUACCCACACCGUAUCCAGAUCCCUGGGAAAUGCUGUGAGGAGUGGGUGUGUGAGCAGACACCUCAGGACCACCACUACCAGUCAGUGAUUGCUGGAGCCUCUCAGAUACACCCCUUGCCCUCUUCAAAUCCUGUCUCAGUAUUGAGACAGGUGUUUCCCCACAGACCGCUAGCAGAGAGUCCCAGAGAUAAUUGUAUAGUCCAGACUACAGAAUGGAGUGAGUGCUCGGCCACCUGUGGCAUGGCCGUCUCAUCCCGUAUCACCAACGACAACCAGGGCUGCCAGCUGGAGAGGCAGACCAGGAUCUGCAUGGUCCGACCCUGCAAUAGCCAACAGGAGAAAGAAAUCAAGAAGGGUAAGAAAUGUGUCCGGACACCAAAGGCCCAGCGAGGGAUGCGCUUGGAGCUGUCGGGCUGCUCCAGCACCAGGCUGUACAAACCAAAGUUCUGCGGUGUCUGCACAGACAAUCGCUGCUGCAUGCCUCUAACCACCAUCACAGCAGAGGUGGAAUUUCAUUGUCCAGAGGGAGACGUCUUCACGAAGAAGAUGAUGUUCAUCAAGACCUGCUCCUGCCGUCAUGACUGUCCUCAAGAUAAUGACAUCUUCCUGGCAUCCAACUCUCGGAAGAUGAUCGGGGACUAUGAUAACGAUAUGUGAUGGGGGUUAUGCACACACACAUUCACUCAUAUAAAUCAGGACUGCACCAUUCUAACCACCAACCCUACCCUCUGGUUUAGCCUAUCAUUAGUGGAUGUUAAGAUGCAGGUCAAAUGUCACCAGACCUUCUGACCAGUCUGCCAACAAAGGUACAUAUGUAAUUUGGUAGACGGACACACUGACAUAGAAAUGUAUAGAAACAUACCAGAUCUUACAAUUAGUUUUUUCUCUGCAUCAAAAGACAAACCCCACAUAGGGCAGCUACUGCUUAUGCAUCUUGGUACGCAGGGUUUGGCGACAGUACCCCAGAAUCAAAGAAAAACCGCCGGUUUAGUUCAACAAUUAUACAGAGAAAUGUAUUAUGAAGAGACAAAGAUAAAUGUGCGUAAUGAAAUCAUACAAGCUCAAAGAUCCACUUUCUAGUCUUCUGUAACAGCAUGAUAGCAAGUGACUGUACAUAUUGGGGGGAGAUCAUAACUUGUCUGUUCAGAAAUGGUCUUUGGCAUCAGUGAACAGCCACAGAAAGAUCGAAGAGGACAUUCACAUCUGACUCCAGAGAUCUUUGAUCAGGGACAGGGGUUACAUCUCCAAACAUAUAAAGUACAACCAACUGUACUUAGGUUCACAUGAUGACAACUGAGCCAGCUCUAGCCACUGAGGAGAGUGUUAAGAAGCAGUUAAAACUCUGAAAAGCUAGUAAGUGGAACUUUGAUCUUAGAUUAUUGUGUUGCACAUACUGUUUCAGAUUCAAAAUGAAUCUCCAUGCUCAAAGAUAAAUAUGUCUUCACUAACAACAGACGAGGAUACAAUGUAGCCAUGUUGUAUGGUAUUCUAUUGCAUAGAAUUCAUCAUGUUGAGUAAGUGGACAUGGCUGCAGUUGUAGAUACUCAAAUAUUCACAAAUGAAAGAGAAGAGCCUGAUUUUCUUCAAAGAUUUAUAUAUUAAUCAUGUCCAAAGUUUAUCAUUACUGCCUAUGUCAUUUCCAUCCUUGUAAAGGUCCAGUUAUGAAAGGAGUCAUCCAGUUUUAUUUUGACUGAAUCUUCUGCCCAAAUUUGAGAUUAGAUAUCUGGUUUCACUUGCACUCCAACCAUGUACAUCAGUGCUCCUCUCCUUGUUUGUUCAAGUGUUAGCAAGGUUUGCUUUCAACAGGACAACCACGUCCUUGUCAGGAACACAUCAGGCCACAUUAGUGUUUACACUCCAAAAGAUGUGUGGUCAAACGCAUCCCAGACCACCUCAGUGAGAUGUUUGAGUGAUCUGAUCACAAUGCGUCUAGCUAUAUAUUAAAAUGUCUAUAUGACAAAACAGGUUGAGGCAAAGCGGGUACACCAAUGAAUUGGUAUAUUAUCACAACAUUUAAUCAAAAAAUACUUCCUGAAAUAUACAGAACAUGACAAACUGGGGGAAUCUAGUUCCCUGGCAGCUACAGGAAUGCUACUGGAGAAACUGGCCACUCUGAGAUGAGAUACACGUGGGAUACAUCUUGACAUAAAAUAUUUGCAUUACUUUUUUAUGUAUUACAUAUUUCUGAAACUAAUGACAAUAGAGGACUCCUUGGUAGGUGUAUUUUAACAUGUUAUCAUGCAUCUAGUCUUUCUUUAGUCAUUCUGACAGUGACGUGCAUCCUCAGAGGCUGGAGGUUGAUUGCUAACUGCUGAUUAGUCUAGUUCAGUGUCCUUUGUCUUUUCACAUAGUUUUCCAUUCUGAUGGAACGGUCUGAAGACCACCGGAGGGAAGAAAAAUGUGUAAAAUUGCUGUUACUUCUAUUAUUUACUAUAUAUUUUUAUAAAGAAAAGAAGGAUGGAAAAAUUUAGCAUUUGGUAAAUAUAGCUUGUGU